UGAAGAAAAGAGAACAAAGAAAUCAGAGAGUAUAAAAUCCCUUGGCUAGUCUGCGCUUAGUCACAGCUAAAGCUCGACAGACAGACGCGCGCGCUCUCUCCUCCUUCUCUCGCGAUCGUUUAGUAAAGUGCCCCGCGCGCAGGUGGUACGUGCGGCUCUGAAUCAGAGGAUGAUGCGAUCUGCACAGCUUCUCGCUGCAGUCUUGUACUGCAUAGUGUGCAUUCAUUCUCUACCGGUUCCAGACGGAAACAGCUACAGGUACAACAAACCUGCUGUGGACUGGCCUCAAAAGACCCAUCACCAUGUUCUCAAAAACAGGAGCCAACUUCAUCAUGUUCAGGAUACUCUGAGUGAAGACUCUGGCAAUAAGAGAGUGCACCCACACUCGGCUCUUCCCAAGAAUAACACUGAGUUCUGGAACAGGCCCCGCUGUGGAGUCCCAGACUACCCCUCAGAGAAAAGAGGGCACGCCCUUCAUUACUCAACCCACAAAGUAGGUUUGCUCGGGGGCCGUCAUCGGCGAAAACGCUUUGAUUUGUUCGGAGGACGCUGGGACAAAACAGACCUCACGUACAAGAUCAUGCGGACCCCUUGGCAGAUGAGUUUAGAGAAAGUCAGACAUGUGCUGCAGAGGGCACUGCAGGCCUGGAGUGACGUCACCCCUCUCACCUUUACUGAGGUCAUCAGCGGCCGGGCGGAUAUCAUGAUUGACUUUAACAGGUACUGGCAUGGAGACAAUCUUCCUUUUGAUGGCCCCGGAGGAAUUCUGGCCCAUGCCUUCUUUCCCCGAACAUACCGGGAGGGAGAAAUUCACUUUGACUAUGAUGAGUCUUGGACAGUGGGCAAUAGUAAGGGUACUGACCUUCUCCAGGUGGCUGCUCAUGAGAUUGGUCAUGUUUUAGGAUUGCAGCACUCCAUGGAACCAGGCGCAGUGAUGUCGCCUUUCUACACCUUCUCCUACCCGCUCCAACUGAGUGAAGAUGACAAGAGAGGCAUACAGUCCCUCUAUGGAUCCAAACAUUCAGAUGAUAGAGGGAUGAAGGAAGAGAGACCUCCCAAAUUCCCAGAGACAAAUGAGAUUGAAAGUGUAGUGCCUGAUGCUUGCCAAACUGACUUUGAUGCUGUAUCCAUGAUCCGAGGCGAGCUGUUUUUCUUUAAGGCGGGUUAUGUGUGGCGGAUCCGUAAUGGUAAACUCCAGGAUGGAUAUCCAGCACUGGCAUCCAGGCACUGGAGAGGAAUCCCAGGCAAAAUUGAUGCUGCUUUUGAGGACAAGUCUGGCAAUAUCUGGUUUUUCCAAGGCCAGAGUUACUGGGUGUUUGACGCAGAGCGGCAGAUCACAGGUCCGGACUCUGUACACCGACUGGGUCUAGCAGUGAACGACAUCCAGGCAGCCCUUAUGUGGGGAGAAGAUAAGGCCCAGAAGAUCUACUUCUUCAAAAAAGGAAGCUACUGGCGAUUCAACCUGAAGGAAAACCGCGUCGACAGCAUCCACCCUCGCAGCAUGAGUGACUGGAGAGGCAUACCGAGUGACAUUGACGCCGCUUUCCAGGACCGAUUCGGCUUUGCCCACUUCAUGAGAGGGAAGCAGUACUGGAAGUUUGACCCAGUGGAAGUGAGGGUGCUGGAGGGAUACCCACGAUAUAUUGGCAUGGAUUUCUUUGGUUGUUCUCCAGCCCUGUAUCGAUGAAUCAUGGGUACAACUAGGCAUAACUAGCAAAUUCAUUGCUAAUUCAUUCAUCUUUUUCACACACCUAGUGCAACUUUUAACAAAGUCCCUUUCAAGGAAAGUCUGUUCGCUCAGCCAUAUUUCCAGUGCCUCUGGGCAGCUAUUUUGGGCAUCCAAGACCUAUCUAUUUGAAUGGGGGAAUCCUGAAAUCUCAAAAACUGCUUGGCAAACUCACAAUUAAAUGUUGUUUCUUAUGCUCAAAUAUAAUUAAAGGUGCCCUAGAAUUAAAUAUUGAAUUUAUAUUGG
Messenger RNA from Megalobrama amblycephala (Wuchang bream), 1972 nucleotides. It is a transcript of the gene mmp11b, whose product is annotated as matrix metallopeptidase 11b. The transcript has 8 exons. Bases 170 to 1687 code for a protein of 505 amino acids. Gene Ontology annotation, biological process: collagen catabolic process; extracellular matrix organization; proteolysis. NCBI's taxonomy places the organism in Eukaryota, Metazoa, Chordata, Actinopteri, Cypriniformes, Xenocyprididae. Gene Ontology annotation, molecular function: zinc ion binding; metalloendopeptidase activity. Gene Ontology annotation, cellular component: extracellular matrix. The record is from RefSeq and is a predicted model, not a curated record.